Penicillium lagena is the source of this 1713-nucleotide messenger RNA. RefSeq lists its product as uncharacterized. The transcript is spliced from 4 exons. The record is from RefSeq and is a predicted model, not a curated record. Lineage: Eukaryota; Fungi; Ascomycota; Eurotiomycetes; Eurotiales; Aspergillaceae. The coding region runs from base 1 to 1713 and encodes 570 amino acids.
AUGACCAACGAGCCUCUCUGGAAGAGAAUUAUUGCCCAAAAACGCCGGAUCAGAAACCAGUUGCUCGCGCCGUACCUGGUGGACGAUGUGGAUAGCCGAUUGCCCCGCGCUGACCGGGUGGACGAGCGAAGUCGGCUCGACCAGGAACCGAAAAUCCAGACAAUCACGGACAUCGACAACAUUGCAGUGCUGCUGGACCGCCUGAGAAAGAGUGAAUUCACGGCCGAGGCAGUCGCCCAGGCCUAUAUCAAGCGCGCAGUGGUGGUUCAUCAACUCACCAAUUGCCUCACGGAAGUGAUGUUUGAAGACGCACUAGAACAAGCUAGACAACUCGACGCAGAAUUCCAAGCAACCGGCAAGCUGAAAGGUCCUCUGCAUGGAAUACCCGUCACGGUUAAAGACCAGUUCAACGUGAAAGGCGUGGACACGACGCUCGGAUAUGUCGGCAGAUCAUUUGAUCCUGCGAAUGAAGAUGCCGUCCUCGUUCAACUGCUCAAAAAUAUGGGCGCUGUCAUCAUAGCCAAGUCGAACCUGCCGCAGAGUAUCAUGUGGGCUGAAACAGAGAAUCCUCUCUGGGGCCUUACGACGAAUCCCCGGAAUCCGGAAUUCACACCUGGCGGCUCGACCGGCGGCGAGAGCGCAUUGCUCGCGUUGCAUGGCUCACUGGUUGGCUUCGGUACUGAUAUUGGAGGAAGUACUCGCAUCCCACAAGCUACGGUUGGAUUAUACGGCUUCAAGCCGAGUGUGAGUCUCAUUGUUAAAUCACAAAAUGCACAUCCUGACGAAGCCCACAGAGUGGCAGACUCCCCCUAUUACGGAGUACCCGUGUCGACUGAAGGCCAGGAACACGUUCCAUCCUCCGUUGGAUCACAGGCCCGAGACCUCUCGUCUAUCUGCUACAUCAGCCGUCUGCUAGCAGAUGCCCGGCCCUGGGACCUGGAUCCGCGAUGUGUGCCAUUGCCAUGGAACGAACAUGAAUUCCGGGAGAUACAAUCACGGCCACUAGUCAUCGGGCUCAUCCUCGAUGACGGCGUUGUCAGAGUCCAUCCCCCCAUAGCGAGGGCACUGGACGAACUAUCCACGGCACUGAGGAACUACGGCUUUGAACUCGUGACAUGGGAUACAUCAGACCACCACGAAUACAUUGAGCUGAUGGAUUUGUAUUAUACCGUGGACGGGGCCGAGGAUAUCCGGCACGAUAUUAGCCAGGCAUCCGAGCCCAUGAUCCCUCACGUCCAGCAACUGGUGAAUCGCGGCAAGGCCGUUUCGGUGUGGGAGUAUUGGCAGUUGAACAAGCGCAAGGUCAAGUUGCAGAAGCAAUACCUUGAUAAAUGGAACAGCGUCCGGUCUCCCUCGGGCCAGAAAGUUGAUGUCCUUCUCAGUCCGGCUUUGCCGCACACGAGUGUUCCGCAUCGCAAGAUUCGGUGGGUGGGAUAUACCAAGAUUUGGAAUCUGCUGGAUUACUCUGCUAUCACGUUCCCCGUGGAUUUUGUGAGAGCUGAGCAGGACUGCCUGCCUUCCGACUCCGUGCCUUAUAAACCAAGGAACGCACUGGAUGAGUGGAAUUGGGGUCUUUAUGAUGUAGAGCAGGUGGAUGGGUAUCCCGUGAAUUUGCAGGUUAUCGGCAAGAAGCUCGAGGAGGAGAAGGUGCUGGGGGCUACUACUAUCAUUGAAAAGAUCUGGAAGGACCAUGUUGCGAAGAGCGGUAGAUAG